AUGUGCCCCAGUCUUACAGAUCUGGAUCAGAUCAAAUGUGACGGCCGGGCACCAGUAUGCGACCCAUGCCAGAAAAGGUCGCGUGGAGGUGCUUGCACUUGGGAUACCACUCCUACGAAAACCAAUUCACAAGUCCCUUCAGAUCGGAUCCAGUGGCUUGAAGACCGUAUCAAGCAGCUUGAGCAAACUGGUGCGCUCACCCAUAAAACAACCACUCCCAGUAUCACUCUGCUCCAAGAGGAUGCUUUCAAUGUCACCCUCCCGAGCACGUUGGACGGCGAGAGCGCCGUGAGAUUUGAUUCAAGCGAGAACGAUAAUCAUCAUCGAUCCACUGUAGCACAAGAUGAUCAUUCCAGACUGGAAACGCCUCUCAUUGGUUCACGCGCCCAAAUUGUAGAGAAUACGCCCUCAGCGACACCUAGACCUGGCUUUCACAGACACGACAUUUCCAGCACACUAGAUGGAUUAUCUCCUUCAGACACUAGGUCGGUUGCAAUUAUUGGAGCAACUACGACUGAAGAUCACAGAGAAGGCUUCUUCGGAAGUGCGAGUGCCGGGAGUUUUAUGCAAAAUGUCAGGAAGCUGGUUGAGCAGAAACUCUGCGGAGGUUCAAGCUCGAUCACACCCCUUCCCAGCAUCAAUCAGACGAAUCUACCAAUGAUGGUUCCUGGCAAUGAAAUCCAGCAUAAACAUAUUGAUUAUAUUUUGCCCUCGCGAAAAAGGGCUGAUGCGCUCAUGGCGCUAUAUUGGAGGUUUGUUCAUGAGCUCUACCCAUUUCUGGACAAAGAGCAAGUACGAAAUGAUUAUGAGAAAAUCUGGAGCGGAGAAGGUUCGGUCUCCGAAGAACGGUCAUUUCUAUGUUUGCUCAACAUCAUCUUUGCACUGACUAGCCAGAUGGAUCCCUCUUUUGACGCCGAACACAAACUAAGAUCGGCAACAGUGUUCUAUCUGAGGGCUCGCGAGUUGUUGGAUGUGGCAGAGACGGCGUCAGUACGGUCGGUCCAAUGUUUCCUACUGCUGGGACAAUACUUCCAAAGUACCAACGAGCCUCAUCCGUGUUGGGUCUUUGUUGGGCUGGCUGUUAGGACCGCUCAGAGCCUUGGACUUCAUCUUCCGCAAACAACCGAGGCCGUGGCAGAUAACCGAACCAAGGAGAUGUUGCAUCGAGUAUGGUAUGGGUGUGUGCUAAUGGAUAACGUGGCCUCCAUGAUUUAUGGUCGGCCGUCGAUGAUAGGUCCAAGAUCAUCCACUUUGGUACCGUUUCCAACGCCCUUGGACGACGAUCUCGUCAUCUCUGAGAAUAGCCCAUCUAUUCAACAAGAUCAGCCACGAUCCAUCAUCGAUUGCUUCUGCUUUUCCCUGAAGUUGUAUGAGAUAAUGCACGAUGUCCUGUUCAACUUCCAUUCCACAACCUCGGAAGCUCAAAAGAACCUUCCGCUGGAACGAAUUUAUGACAAGUACAUGGGUAGCACAUCACCUAGUGAAGGCUAUCUGUCGGUAUUCGAGCUCGAGCGAAGAUUGGCGAGAUGGGAAAGCAGUCUCCCUGAGCACCUCAGAUUCGAAACCUAUGCGAAGGACAGCGUGGAGAAAAACAUCUUCUACCGUCAGGCAGUGAUUCUUCAUCAAAGGCAGCUACAUGUCCGGCUGUUGCUGUUGAGACCUGUGCUCUCGACUUUCAUCACCACAGAUUCGAUUGACGGGUCGCAAUUGAUCCCUUUCCGGAGCCUCCUGACUCACCGGAUCUUCCUUCAAUGCGCCAUCGUGUGUGUCAAAGUAGCUCAAGACGUCAUUGACACAAUCCACACAGGCGAGGCGGCAUCCACAGACUCGACCGAAACAUUGAGCGUGUGGUGGUACAACGUGCUGUUCCUAUACACGUCCGCGACCGUUCUGAUCGCCGCACGCCUGAGCCCCUCGAUCUUGGCAGAAACAACCGAGGAAUCCAUCCUCGAACGCUGGACCAAAGCGAUGGACAUCCUCGAAGGCUACGGCACGAAAUUCGGACCGUCGAUCCAUCGCCUCACGACCACGUUGCGCCUGCUCUUCGACGCCGUACCCCAGCAGUACUCUCGAUUGAGGCAGAACGCAAAUGCACGGCAGAGCGAAAUGGAAUUGAUACCGACGACGGCGCCGAAUGACCAAGCGUCCAGCGCUGCUGCGUCAAUGGCGUUUUGGCGACCCCUUCCCCUGGAGCAGAGCAGCCUCUCCACCUCCAACUUCUACGACCCUGCGCGAGACUACAUGCAGGAUUCGGAUGUUCUGCUCAAUGAUCCGUUCCUCUCGGGCAAUUGGGCCGACUUCGAUGCCGCUUUUGACCCCACAGAUUUCUCAUGGCUGAUGACGGUCCCUGUGAACGAAUGA
Messenger RNA from Exophiala bonariae, 2361 nucleotides. RefSeq lists its product as uncharacterized. Gene Ontology annotation, molecular function: zinc ion binding; DNA-binding transcription factor activity, RNA polymerase II-specific; RNA polymerase II cis-regulatory region sequence-specific DNA binding. Gene Ontology annotation, biological process: DNA-templated transcription; positive regulation of transcription from RNA polymerase II promoter by galactose. The transcript has 4 exons. The record is from RefSeq and is a predicted model, not a curated record. Gene Ontology annotation, cellular component: nucleus. Bases 1 to 2361 code for a protein of 786 amino acids. Lineage: Eukaryota; Fungi; Ascomycota; Eurotiomycetes; Chaetothyriales; Herpotrichiellaceae.